Molecule: messenger RNA, 1191 nt
Organism: Knipowitschia caucasica
Lineage: Eukaryota; Metazoa; Chordata; Actinopteri; Gobiiformes; Gobiidae
Source: the annotation of a GenBank genome assembly
AUGGCUUUGAAAGAGCACUCUGUGGAGUUUGAAUGUCACGCAGAAGGAUGGUACCCUCUGCCCACUCUGCACUGGCUCCUCAACGGCAAACAGUCUCCGCUCACCGCCCUCUGUGUUUGGGCAGUCUCCGCUCACCGCCCUCUGUGUUUGGGCAGUCUCCGCUCACCGCCCUCUGUGUUUGGGCAGUCUCCGCUCACUGCCCUCUGUGUUUGGGCAGUCUCCGCUCACUGCCCUCUGUGUUUGGGCAGUCUCCGCUCACUGCCCUCUGUGUGUGUCAGUCUCCACACACCGCCUUCUGUGUUUGUCAGUCUCCACACACCGCCCUCUGUGUUUGUCAGUCUCCACACACCGCCCUCUGUGUUUGUCAGUCUCCACACACCGCCCUCUGUGUUUGUCAGUCUCCACACACCGCCCUCUGUGUUUGGGCAGUCUCCGCUCACCGCCCUCUGUGUUUGUCAGUCUCCACACACCGCCCUCUGUGUUUGUCAGUCUCCACACACCGCCCUCUGUGUUUGGGCAGUCUCCGCUCACCGCCCUCUGUGUUUGGGCAGUCUCCGCUCACCGCCCUCUGUGUUUGGGCAGUCUCCGCUCACUGCCCUCUGUGUGUGUCAGUCUCCACACACCGCCCUCUGUGUGCGGACAGUCUCCACACACCGCCCUCUGUGUUUGGGCAGUCUCCGCUCACCGCCCUCUGUGUGCGGACAGUCUCCACACACCGCCCUCUGUAUUUGGGCAGUCUCCGCUCACCGCCCUCUGUGUUUGGGCAGUCUCCACACACCGCCCUCUGUAUUUGGGCAGUCUCCGCUCACCGCCCUCUGUGUUUGGGCAGUCUCCGCUCACCGCCCUCUGUGUUUGGGCAGUCUCCGCUCACUGCCCUCUGUGUGUGUCAGUCUCCACACACCGCCCUCUGUGUUUGGGCAGUCUCCGCUCACUGCCCUCUGUGUGUGUCAGUCUCCACACACCGCCCUCUGUGUUUGGGCAGUCUCCACUCACCGCCCUCUGUGUUUGGGCAGUCUCCGCUCACCGCCCUCUGCCCUCUGUGAAGGAAAGGCCCACAGAUCCUGCAGGAGCUCACUCAUGUUUUACUCAGAGUUUGAGAGGCUCCGUGUGGACACAGCUCUCAGUCUGCAGGACCCAGAGGAGAAAGAACAGAACCUAGAGCCAGCCACACUGAACAAACCAAGCAUUUAA